Molecule: messenger RNA, 831 nt
Organism: Lotus japonicus
Lineage: Eukaryota; Viridiplantae; Streptophyta; Magnoliopsida; Fabales; Fabaceae
Product: UDP-glycosyltransferase 74F2-like
Exons: 2
Coding region: 1-831 (276 amino acids)
Molecular function (GO): UDP-glycosyltransferase activity
Source: RefSeq, a predicted model, not a curated record
AUGCAUCUCCACUCAUCAUCACUCUUACCAAAUUCCAUUCAAUUUGACACCAUAUCAGAUGGCUAUGACCAAGGUGGUUUUGCUCAAGCAUCCAGCAUACCAACCUAUCUUUCAAGCAUGAAAGCCACAUGCUCCAAGAACUUGAGGGAACUCAUCCAAAAAUACAAAAUUUCUGAUUACCCCAUAGAUUGCUUAGUUUAUGACCCUUUUCUUCCAUGGGUUUUGGAAGUGGCCAAAGAAUUUAGCUUAUUAGGAGCUGCUUUUUUCACUCAAAUGUGUGCUGUUAAUUGUAUUUUUUAUUAUGUCCACCAUGGACUUUUAAAGCUUCCUAUUUCUUCAACACCAAUCUCUAUACCGGGGCUUCCAUUGCUUGAUCUAAAAGACACACCCUCCUUUUUUCAUGACCUUGGUGUCUAUCCAGCUUACAAUGAGUUAGUCAUGAAUCAAUUUUCUAAUCCCCACGAAGCAGAUGUCAUUCUUGUUAAUUCCUUCUACAAGCUAGAGGACCAGGUGGUGGAUGCCAUGUCAAAGCUAUGUCCAUUUGUGACGAUUGGGCCAACAGUUCCAUCCUUUCAUCUGGACGAAGGAGUCCCAAGUGACAAAGCAAAUAAUGUGAAUCUCUUCCAAGUAGACUCAUCAGCCAUCAACUGGCUCAACCCAAAGCCACCAAGGUCAGUCAUUUAUGUAUCAUUUGGCAGCAUGGUCUCCUUUAGCACAGAGCAGAUGAAGGAAAUAGCACUGGGCUUAAUGGGAACUGGCUUCCACUUCUUGUGGGUGAUCCCUGGACUGGGCGAGACCCAGGGGUACCUCGCCCAGGAAGCACUGGCCUAG